UUGAAUCGAGUGAUCCUGAUUGGUUAAUCGUGUGUCAAUGAGGCAGAUGGCGGUGCAGCUAGGAGAGCCGGUUUAAUAAACAUGGCGGUACAGGCUGGAAGAUCCGUGGUAUUUGUAACGGGAAACGUGAAAAAAUUAGAAGAGGUUGUUCAAAUCCUUGGUGACAAAUUCCCCUACAAACUCAUCUCUAAAAAGAUCGAUCUGCCUGAAUACCAAGGAGAACCUGAUGAGAUCUCAAUACAGAAAUGCAAGGAGGCAGCGAGAGAGGUGGACGGGCCAGUGAUCGUAGAGGACACCUGCCUGUGUUUUAAGGCACUAGGAGGUCUACCAGGACCAUACAUAAAAUGGUUUCUGGAUAAACUGAAGCCAGAGGGACUGUACAAGCUUUUAGCAGGUUUUGAAGAUAAAUCAGCCUGGGCUUUAUGCACGUUUGCUUAUUCUCCUGGCAAAGGUGAGAAUGUUGAACUCUUCAGAGGAAUCAUUGAGGGCAGGAUUGUCGAGCCCAGAGGCCCAAGAGACUUUGGAUGGGAUCCCUGUUUCCAGCCUGAUGGCUACGAUAAAACUUAUGCAGAACUCCCUAAAGAAGUCAAGAACACCAUCUCUCACCGGUACCGCGCCCUGGCAGCCAUGUCGGAACACUUCUCCAAACCGAAUGACGGUCCAGAGACCAAACGCAUCAAAGCCGGUGACUAAUCACAAGGUUGCAGGGGCCUGGAGCAUAUCUCAGGAGAAUUUGGGCGAAAGGCUGGGUACACCCAGGCCAUGGUGCCAAUCCAUCGCAGAAAAUCCCCACACACACACACGAUGGGCAAUUUGGGAACGCCAAUUGCCUGCAUGUCUUUGGACUUUUGGAUGAGACCCACCAAGCACGGGGAAAACAUGAAAAGGUGGUGCGAGGCUACAGUAUUACCCACCAUGCUGCCUUUUGUUUCUAUUUUUGCCUUUUAAUUAGAUUUGAGAUUUGUUUUUUGAUUAAAGAAAUAAGUGAAUGAAACCACAAAAGUUAUCUAUUUAAUUAUAAAAUAUUUAUUUUUUAAAUAUAUAUAAAAUAAAAAUUUGUCUUCCUAUAUUUUUUAGGAAGUCAAUGUGGCACAGUGAUGGUGAAAAGUUAAGACUUAGUGUUCAUAUUGCAUGACUUCGCUCAUUUAUCAUACAAAAAUUGUAUUCAAAGUUUUUGCUUGUCUUGCAAAACACUCACUGACCAAGUUACUCUCAAUCCAAGGUUUUAUGGUCUUUCAUGGAUUUAUUGAAAUACGUGUCAGUAAAUAACAUGAGCACACCACCAACCAUUUAUUGCAUAAUUUUUUAUACAGCCCUCGUAUUAAUAUAUUACCUUUGCUACCUAUGUGUCCCUUCCCAUAAAACUAACCAGCAGCCAACCCUGCUUAGAUAAUCAGCAUUGGCCAUGAAUCUUCAUUGUGUUACUGCGGCAGUCCUUGUUUGCUCAGACGACUCUAGCCAGACGUGUUAUUGCACUCAAAGCAUUCGCUACUUAUGUUGGUCAUUACGGUAACCAUUUGGAAACUGUUUUAUCACUUCUGGUUCUGGGAUGCAUACCUCUUCUGCGUUUCCUUGCCACCCUUUUCAGGAAAUUCCUGAAGUUUAGGAAGUAAAGUAAUUACUUGUGUUAAAAAUUUGCACCUUUGGUGAGUUAGUCUCCACUGUAUCCUCAGAUCCCUGGUCCUACACAGGGUUGUGCUCUUCUGAUAUGCUUUUCUGCUG
Molecule: messenger RNA, 1722 nt
Organism: Clarias gariepinus (North African catfish)
Lineage: Eukaryota; Metazoa; Chordata; Actinopteri; Siluriformes; Clariidae
Gene: itpa
Product: inosine triphosphatase (nucleoside triphosphate pyrophosphatase)
Exons: 9
Coding region: 82-693 (203 amino acids)
Biological process (GO): nucleoside triphosphate catabolic process
Cellular component (GO): cytoplasm
Molecular function (GO): nucleoside triphosphate diphosphatase activity
Source: RefSeq, a predicted model, not a curated record